UGCCCAGCCGCUUCGCUCACUUCGCCCCGCGCCGUCAUCAGGUCCUCGUCUCUCACGCUCUCUCCAGCGCCCGGCCGCUCCGAGUUGUUGCUUCUCCCGGCCUUCCGUUCCUCCCCCACCCCAGGGCCUCACUCAUGGAUUGUACACUUAACACGCGCCCCAAGUGCUCUGCCAACACUUUCGGCCGGCCUUUAAGUGUCUGACGGCUGGAUAUACCGCUAGCAAAGGACGGAGACUAGAGAGGGACGGAGAGCGAGAGGGAGGGAGGCAGAGUGAGUGUGUGUGAUUGAUAUAAAGAGCGUGUGAAUGAGGAAAGGAAGGAGACAGAAAGGGACCGAAGUGUGAGUGAGAAUGAGUGGCUGAGUGACUGUGAUAAAGGCGGGGAGAGAGGGAGAAGAGAAGCGGAGAGGAAGGAGUGCGCUAGAGACGGAGAUUGAGAUAGCAAGAGCGGGAGAAGUAUAAUAGAGCGAAGAGAGAGAGAGAGAGAGAGAGAGAGAGAGAGAGAGAGAGAGAGAGAGAGAGAACCGUGCUGGACUUGGAGGGAGGAGUCAAGUCGUCGCCACACCUUCCUCCACACUGCCGUCGCUCCCUCUCAGAACCGGCCGGUGACAUCGCGAGGUAAGGAGGCAACCCAGCAGCCGCCGUGGCCUCGCGCAGCGCCGCGGACCUGCGGACAGCCGGGGCGCUGGGUGAUGGGCGAGCAUCGUUGAUGUGCCGCCGUCCACUAAGGCUCAGCUCCUGAUACCAAGCGGUGACGUCAGAGCACGAACAGCACCAUGGCGGCGCGGGCGUUGGUGUGCUUCCUUCUCCUGGGGCUGCUGGGACUGAGUGCUGCCACGGACCUUCACAACAGCCUCAUUAACUCCUCCACGCUGGAGGUGAACGAGCCCCGGCGGGAGGACAAGGAACGCAAGAUCAAGACCGCAAGGCCACGGGACCCAUUAGUGGUGCAAACAAAGAGUGGUCUCGUGCGGGGCAUCAGGACGACCGUGCUUGGCAAAGACGUCGACACUUUCCUCGGCAUCCCUUUCGCCCAGCCGCCAGUGGGUGACCUUCGUUACAAGAAGCCUGUGCCUGUGUCGCCGUGGCACAACAUCCUCGAGGCCACCAAGCUACCAAACUCAUGCGUGCAAGAACCCUUCACCUACUUCCCGGGCUUCCACGGCGAAGAAAUGUGGAACCCCAACACCGAACUUUCCGAGGACUGUCUCUACCUGAACAUCUGGGCUCCGGCUCACCUGCGGGAGCGAGGCCAGCGGCCCACCGAGGUCUUGGUGUGGAUCUACGGCGGUGGCUACAUGGGCGGCACCACGACGCUGGAGGUGUACGACGCCGACCUGAUGGUGGCCAACACCAACAUGAUAAUCACCUCCAUGCAGUAUCGCUGUGGCGCCUUCGGCUACCUCUACCUCAACAUGGAAGACGCCCCGGGUAACGUUGGCAUGUACGACCAGUCUCUGGCCAUCAAGUGGAUACGCGACAAUAUUGAAUACUUUGGCGGCGACCCUGACCGCAUCACGCUGUUCGGGGAGUCUGCUGGAGCCGGCUCCAUUGCUGUCCACCUGCUAUCGCCCGAGUCGAGUCACCUGUUCCAACGGGCCAUCCUGCAGUCCGGCGUGAUAAACUCUCCAUGGUCCAUCAUGUCGCGGGAGAAGGCUUACGACAUCGGUCUGAAGCUGGUGCAGGACGUGGGCUGCAACGCCUCGCUGGUGACCGAGGACCCGGGUGGCGUGAUGGAGUGUAUGCGGGCCGUGGACGCCGCCACCAUCUCUCUGGAGCAGUGGAACAGCUACCUGGGCAUCAUGCAGUUCCCCUCCACCCCCAUCGUGGACGGCGCCUUCCUGCCUGAUGAACCGCUUGAGAUGAUUCGUCGCGGGGAGGUCAAGAAAACUGAGAUCCUGAUUGGUUCCAACUUGGACGAAGGCACCUACUUCAUGCUGUACGACUUUCUGAGCUACUUCGACAAGGAUAAGUCAACGGCGCUCACCCGGGAUCAGCUCCUCGAAAUCUUCAACCAGAUCUUUAAAGACUGGUCUCCGGUGGAGCGGGAGUCCAUCAUCUUCCAGUACACUAAUUGGGAAAACCCGGACGAUGGACGCGCCAACGAGAAAGCCGCGGGUUCUCUGGUGGGCGACUACUUCUUCGUGUGUCCCUCCAACCUGUUUGCCCAAGUGUAUGCCGACGCCGGGGGGAGCGUCUACUACUACUAUUUCAACCACAGGACUGAAAACCAUCCGUGGGGCAAGUGGAUGGGUGUGCUGCACGGUGACGAGAUUGACUACGUGUUCGGACUGCCCCUGAACGAGUCUCUGGGCUACACCCCCGCCGAGAAGGACCUGUCGCUGAGGAUAAUGCGCCACUACAAGCUCUUCGCGUCCACGGGCCGACCCGUGCCUCGUGAGGGUCAGUGGCCCUUAUACACGAGCCGUGGUCAACAGUAUUUCGUGUGGGGCACCAAUGAGUCAUGGCCACAGAUCGGGAGGGGGCCACGAACCACCGCCUGCGCGUUCUGGAAUGAGCUCAUGCCCAUCCUGAGACAGAAUCAAGGUGGCGGGCUCUGCGACAGUAAGGUGAUGAAGGCACUCAACAACGCCGCUCCAUCCCUGGCUCACCUCUCCUCUGCCCACCUCCUCAGCGCCUUGCUGCUACUGACGCCGCUAAGCCUCUUCUAAAAACAUUACAUUGAUGAUACACACACACACACACACAUAAACACGCACACUGUAUAUUUUGUAAUUAGAAGAGGUCGCCGCGGGAAGGAAUCAAGAAAGGAAUAAAGGAGGGCGGCCGGGUCGUGGAGGCUUGGCACCGUCCGGGCUGACCCCAUGGAGGGUUCGCCUGGCUCGCCUCCGCCCCGGUGCACGCGAUUCGGGAGCACCACGCCAGCGGCCGGCGCUGCACCGGGAGUGAAACUGCUCGUCAUGAACUUGUGUAAACAGUGGAGGGAAGAACAAAGAAAAAAGUUGAAACACUAAAGCAAUUUUUGUUUUGAUAAACGCCGCUGCAGUGGUCGGCUCAAGUGUAAACACUAGCGGAGCGGCGUAAUGGGAACAAACAUGAGCUUGAAAAAUGAUCAACGCAUUUAUCGCAGUUUGCCGACUUUAGUGAACAUUGUUGUAGUGAAGCAAGUGUUGCGCUGGAUCGAAGGAGCAGAAACAUUCAGACUGAAGGGGAACGGCAAACAGCAGGUGGAGGAGGAGCACAUUUUCGCUGGUUGGAAAAAAUCUUGCUGAUUAAAGGCAUUGCAGCUGUUUGAAAUUCCUUGAAUGGGGUGAUCUCUGAGCUCAGAGUCGUGGAAGUUCUUGCCUCCAGUUAAACAACCUCCCAGAACCCAGGACACAUCAGACUACAGCCCACAGAGGCAGCCAUGCCCAGCAGCAGGCAGGCAACCCACCGCUUGUACUGACGAAACACUCCCGGGUCGGCGCCGCGGAGGGCCGAGAGCAGGGUCUAAGAGCAGGUGUGGCAGGUGCUUCGGGGGAGUCACCUGCAGCCACCAGCCACCAGCCACCCACGAGUCCCGGCAGGAGCUGAAACACGCACUCUUACCAGAAACACAGAAUGCCCGACACACACCACGCCCGAAACACACGCUGAGAGAAAAAAAAAAACACCCAGAUAUGUUAUCUGCCUUAAAAUAAAAGCAAACACACAUCUGUAGAACACGAGGGCGGACAUAAUGUGUUUUCCUAAGCGACAGACGUAUAUUGAGCUCGGAAGGGAAGCAACAUAGUUCAAAUAUUGAUCUCGAAACUCGCCACGGUGAUCUUGGACAUAGUAUAUAGAUAAGCAGUAAUACAAAUUACGAGUGAUUAGUGUCAAUAACAAAAGUAUUAGAGUUGUUUGUAGGUUUUCUUGAGUUACUCCUUUUUAGUGUGUGAGAAGAGUCACGUUUUCUGGUGACUGCCUCGAGGAGGGUUAGUGCACCUGUGGUGUUCCAGCCGACGUGUUCCCUUCCCCACCCCUCACCGUAAGCCCUUCGGUAAGUCUCUAGCUAAGUCUGUACAGCUUACUUAGACACUUCACCGACAUGACGAAGCACAGAUCAUUUCUUGUGUAAGCAGGGUCAUGAGUUUCAUGACUGAGGCGACUAUGGAGCGCCAUGGCGUCCUGUUGGAUGGUUGGUUUCCGCACCUCCCGUGUAGCCGUAGUCAGGCACGCCCUCUUGUGGCACGUGACGUUAAGUGUGUGGUGUGUGUGUCGACAGUCGUGACAUCAUUGUGUUGUCCACAGGCCGUUUACCAAAGUUGAUGUGCUUUAUUUUGUGUGUAUGUUGAGUUAGGUCUUCCGUUCAUCCCGUCGCCAUCUUUAUUCAUACCUGAGCAUUGUCUGGAUGUUCACUCUAUCGCGGUUUGUCUCGUUCACUCCCGGGUCGGGGCGGGUGGUGGUGGUGGCGGCCCAUACCAGGCCCGAGGCUGCCCAGCACGCUGGCCCGGGACGUGUCUCCUCAACAGUGCUGUCGUAGCCCUCCGUGUGUUUUGUCGCCCGCCUCAACCUACCGAUAAUGUUGUAAUAGACACGCCUGUACGACGAACGAAGUAAUUAUAAUAGCUAGUCUUAAGGGAGCAUUUGUCGGAAUUUUGUUGUCCUUAUAUUAUUAUUGUGCCUAUUGUUGUUGGUGUUAUUAUUAUUAUUAUUGUUGUUAUUAUUAUUAUUAUUAUUAUUAUUAUUGUUAUUAUUAUUAUUAUUAUUAUUAUUAUUAUUAUUAUUAUUAUUAUAAGUGUCAUAAUUACCACAAGAUAUGUCAUUAUGGAUACAGAGAUGAUGAGUAUUAUUUCCAACUUAAUAUUUUGCAAAUCAAAAUUUAUCACUUGGAUACAUGAACACAGCUAAUUAAAGUUCAUUAUUUUCUAACUUCAAUAUUUUUCAGAUCAAGAUUAAUUGUUUAGAUUAAUUACUUGGCUUUAUUUAUAUAGGCUACUUCUUUGAGAGAGAGAGAGAGAGAGAGAGAGAGAGAGAGAGAGAGAGAGAGAGAGAGAGGUUCCUUGGUCAUCACUUUAUAGGAAUAACGUGGUAUAGUAACCUCACAUGUAUGAACUCCACACUUUUACCUCCCUUUCCUUGAGAGUCUGCCUACCCUCCCUCCCUCCGCCUGUGCCUUCACCGUCCCCUCCCGUGCACUCCCUCUUCCUCUCCCUCCCCGAGCACCAUCACUAGUGUGUGUUGCAGUGUUCCUGUAGUCACUUGUACACAGCUUAGUCUAACGCACUCGCCUCCAGUGAUGCGCACCCUAGUACUGUACCAUAUCGUGACUUUGUGCGGAGUUUCUGCGGGCUGUCCGGCGCCCACCCACACACGCCGCCGCCGAGCAGCAAACUCUGACAGACAGAUCGUACACACUCACACACGCCGCCACAGAGCAGACAGGUAGCACACACACACACACACACACACACACACACACACACACGCGCAUAUUUAUUAAGAUCACAGAAUAAAGAGAUACGCAUAUACAUAGUUGUACUUUGAGCACUUUCUAAUGAAUCUGUACUAUAAUUAGCCAACUCUAGAACGCUUCACUAAACGUCAUUCUGUACUCUCUAUAUAGCUUGUUGGUCUGCAUAUCAAGUAACCCACAUAUCAGGUCACCAUCACACACCUAGACAAGCACACGUGAUAUGCCAGCGCUCACUCUGACGCAGUAACCUCAGCUGAUCCUCCAUCCUAGGUAAUAGUGACAAUUAGCGAGUAGUCUUUCAGACAUUAGUCACUACUAUAUACAACAUGAGUAUUGGGACACAUCACUCAGCCAACACUGGAGCACGCCAGGACACACGCACGCACACGCUGCACGCCCAGCACACUCAGGCCUGCAAUAGAUUGCCUCCUGCCAUCCUGACCACCUCCUGAUAGCCCUUUGUUGAAGAGAAAAACGUGUCCUAUCUCUAUAAAGGUUUUCAGAGUCUUUGUUCGUGUCAUGUACCAUAACAAAGAGUAAUGUUCUUCCCAUUUCCCAAUGCUGCUGGUCUGUACAUUGUGUUACAUGUCCGUGAUUUACGAAUAUGACUGUCACCUGUGUCCCUCCCUCCCUACCCCAUACUCUGGGCCAUCCCGCGCUCUGGCCUCAUGUGCUGUUUGUUCAGUCACCUCUUGACACAAAAAUAAACUACAACACAUU
Molecule: messenger RNA, 6118 nt
Organism: Eriocheir sinensis (Chinese mitten crab)
Lineage: Eukaryota; Metazoa; Arthropoda; Malacostraca; Decapoda; Varunidae
Product: acetylcholinesterase-like
Exons: 7
Coding region: 777-2672 (631 amino acids)
Biological process (GO): acetylcholine catabolic process; choline metabolic process
Cellular component (GO): plasma membrane
Molecular function (GO): acetylcholinesterase activity
Source: RefSeq, a predicted model, not a curated record